GCAACUUCCGGUUCCGGUCCUUAUAAUUUGACAGUUCAUUUGCCCUUUGCACCCCUUCUGUGGUCGGUUGCUUUGGGCUCAUGAGUGCGUUCAUUCCGCGUAUCGAGCAGCUGUCUGCCCGCGUCGUUCGGGUUUUGGGUUGCAACCCGGGACCGAUGACGCUGCAGGGCACUAACACGUACCUAGUCGGAACCGGGGACAGACGGGUGCUGAUUGACACGGGGGAACCGUCUGUCCCUGAGUACAUCAGCAGCCUGAAGGAGACGCUUAGCAUGUUCCGUGCCAGCAUUCAGGAGAUUCUGCUCACGCACUGGCACCACGACCACACGGGCGGCGUGGACGACAUCUGCAGGGACAUCACGGGUUCUGGGCUCCGGGUCAGCAAGCUCCCCCGAUCCAGCCAGGACCAGGAGGACUCGGGAAGCCACGAGUACACCUACUUGAAAGACGGAGAUGUGGUCCACACGGAGGGAGCCACGCUCAGGGUGGUUUUCACGCCGGGCCACACCGACGACCACAUGGCCUUGCUGCUGGAGGAGGAUCGGGCUCUGUUUUCCGGUGACUGCAUCCUGGGCGAGGGCACGGCCGUCUUUGAGGACCUCCACGACUACAUGCGCUCGCUGAGGAAGCUCGUGGACGUUGGCGCUGAUCUCAUCUACCCCGGUCACGGCCCCGUGGUUCAAGAUGCCGGCAGCAAAAUCCGACACUACAUCAGCCACCGCGAUCAGAGGGAGCGGCAAAUCCUGGCCACCAUUCGGGCCAGCGCCGGUGCGCCCAUCUCUACCACGGAGUUGGUCAAAACGGUCUACAAGGACACUCCUGAGCAUCUGCAUCAGGCGGCCAACGUCAACCUGGUGCACCACUUGAAGAAAUUGGAGAAAGAAGGGAAAAUAAGUCGAGCUAUUUUUCUCUCAGUGACGACGGAAUCGUCACGGAGCAACACGUGGAAGUGUCAUCUUUGACGGCCGUCCUCGACACAGAAAAACACGUGUGCAUGUGUGUUGGUGUGAAUUCACAAAACUGACGAUAGAAGACAAAUGCGACGUUACCGAGAAUAAUCUGCAGAAGAGAAAAGAGCACCAACGUGUUCAAGGGCAAAAUGACGCGUGUCACAUUUAUUAAUUUCACAUUUGCGAAUUCUAUGUCUAUAUGUGUAAUUUUGAGUUAAUUGUCAAAAGAAUCUCAUUUAAAAAUGUCACAUUUGCAGUUUGGAAAGGUUGCACAGUUUGUACAUAUCAGCAUAGACUCCUAUAUCCUAUAUAUAUAUAUAUAUAUAUAUCUCCUUUAUUUUCUAUGCUCUGACUGCUCUUUAUUAGUGUGAAGGUGAAGUGUGACCAAAGGAAGCAGCGCUCAAAUUUCAAUGUACUGUGUAUAAAGACAAUAAAGGCGAUUCUGAUUCUGA
This is a messenger RNA of Syngnathus typhle (broad-nosed pipefish), 1402 nucleotides long. It is a transcript of the gene lactb2, whose product is annotated as lactamase, beta 2. Gene Ontology annotation, molecular function: single-stranded RNA binding; RNA endonuclease activity. NCBI's taxonomy places the organism in Eukaryota, Metazoa, Chordata, Actinopteri, Syngnathiformes, Syngnathidae. The transcript is spliced from 7 exons. Gene Ontology annotation, cellular component: mitochondrial matrix. The coding region runs from base 81 to 962 and encodes 293 amino acids. The record is from RefSeq and is a predicted model, not a curated record.